GAAACGUGAAGACAAAGGUGGGGGUCGCAACGCGAUACUGUGCUAGUGGGAGAAACGGGGGUCUCCAGAAAGAUGUAGAGUGAACAAAAAGAGAAAGUAAAAGCUCUUAUAUAGAUAAGAGAACGGAAAACUAAAGAGAGAAAGAGAGACCGAGAGAGAGACCGAGAGAGAGAGAAAGAGGGAGGGGAAUCAAAAGGAGAACGAGGCGUGUUCAGUGUCUGAAUCAGAGUCACUAGCACAAAACCUAGAACUUUCCCCUUUUAAAUGUUCACCUUUUGCUUUUCAACUUUCAUACCUUGUGGAUCUAUUACUACAGGAACUCUCUUAAGACUAUUACUGGUGAACAGUUCACAGGCGGUUGUGAUAAAGUCAACAUUUGAGUGCGAAUACUGAGGACAUUUGACAUGAAACUGGGGAAGAAGCUACUCAUCCUCGGAUUCAUUUCUUUGAUGGGGAAGUGUUUUUCUUAUUGUUUGCUGGGAUUCACCGCCAAAGAUGGCCAAUGUUCUGAUGAAAACGAGUGCAGUGACCAUGAAAUUCGAUGUGGAAACCACACAAAGUGUUUCAACACCAAUGGAAGUUUCUACUGUCAUUGUGAGUCUGGGUUUCGUAACAUCGUAGGGAAAGUGAACUUCACAGCAGAAGAUGGACAGUGCCAAGAUAUAAAUGAGUGCAAGGAAAUUCCAAACAUAUGUGGAAACCACUCAAAGUGCGACAACACCAUUGGGAACUACUCCUGUCAGUGUGACUCUGGGUUCCGUGAAAGAGUAGACGGACAAUGUCAAGAUGUAAAUGAGUGCGAGGAGGCAGAAAAAAAUAAGGAAAUGCUCUGUGGACAGAAGGGAACUUGUAUGAAUCUUAAUGGGAGCUACUGGUGUCAAUGUCCAAAAGGCUACACUAAUUAUGGUUUCAAUGGGAUGACCUGUUCAGGCCUGAACUGUGACAGCUUCAGUGAUCAUAGAGGAACAGCACAGUCCCUUGGAGGCCUGGCAGCCAUGUUGUCCACUAUGAAAAACAACUGUUUGGCUCUGGUUAACUCAAGUGCCAUCAAUGAAACAAAACUUGAUGGAGAGGCACUGCUAGAGAAACUUUCCACAGCGACUGAUGCCAUUCUGUCCGGUGGGUUGCUGAAAUCAGAAAAUCAUGUGACUGAAUUACUCAGUACUGUGGAAGGCUCCAUUUUGUUAAUUGGUCCUCUGCUCAAACACAACAGCUCAAAGAUGGAGACUUUGCAGACAGAAACCGAGAUCGCUGUUCAGAGGCAAAAGAGCCGACCCACCGGACCCAUCCAUCUGACCAAUCAAAAUGCAGCAGUUGACACUGACUGGACAACGGCGAGCGGGACGGGACAGUACUCUGGCUUUGCGCUGGCUGCAUUGUUGACCUACAAGAACCUUGAGGUGUCAGUUAAUAGAUCUUUUGAGGGGCUAAAAGGGCACAAUAGGACGGAAGAUGAUGUGGAUCCUUCCUUUAAGAUCUUCUCUAAAGUUGUGUCAGUUGUGGUCUCCAACCCUUCCACUCAACAGCUGGACCGCCCCGUUACCAUCACACUCCGACAUCUAGAGGACACAGAAAAGACCCCUGAGAUGGAAUAUGUGUGUGCAUACUGGAAUGACAGCGGGGCCUGGUCCACAGAGGGUUGUUAUUCGCAGCUGUCCAACGUCUCACAUACUGUGUGUAUGUGCAAACACCUGAGCAGCUUUGCGGUUUUAGUGGCUCUAUACCCUGUGGAGCACACAUUUGGGCUCCUACUGGUGACCAAGCUGGGGCUGAUCAUCUCCCUGCUGUGCCUGGUCCUGUGCAUACUGACGUUCAAGUUCUGCCGCUCCAUCAAAGGAACCCGCACCACCAUCCACCUGCACCUUUGCAUUUGCCUCUUAAUGGCUGAUCUCAUCUUCCUGGCUGGUAUCUCACAAACUAAACCUAAGGGUGGCUGCAGAUUUGUUGCAGCGAUGCUUCAUUUUUUCUUCCUGGGAGUGUUUGCCUGGAUGCUGCUAGAAGGAGUGCAGCUGUACCGUAUGGUGGUCCUCGUGUUCAACGCCACCAUUCGCCCCCUCUACCUUUACAUCACUGGUUAUGGGAUGCCUCUUCUUAUUGUUAUUCUGUCUGCCAUCAUUAGACCAAUAGGAUACGGUACUGACGAACACUGCUGGCUGUCUUUGGAGAACGGCUUCAUCUGGAGUUUCGUUGGCCCUGUGUGCUUAAUCAUCUUUGUCAAUAUUUUCUUCUUUAUCGUCACUGUGUGGAAGCUUGCCCAGAAGUUCACAAGCCUCAACCCUGACCUCUCCACACUGCACAAAAUCAAAGCUUUCACCGUAACAGCUAUAGCCCAGAUGUGUAUACUGGGACUAAUGUGGGUGUUUGGAACGUUCCAGUUCCAAAAGGACAACAUAGUAGGGGCAUAUAUCUUCAGUAUCCUCAACAGCCUGCAGGGAGCUCUUGUUUUUAUCAUGCACUGCCUGCUGUCCAAACAGGUGAGGGAGGAGUAUGCACACUUCUUUUCCUGCAUCUGCAAACCAGAAAAGAGAUACUCAGACCUCAGCAGUACCAACCCCUCCAGUAGUAGCCAGUCACAAGGUUCCCGUGGUGGACAGAAUACAGGAAAUUCCCAAAUAUAAAGAGCUCUGUCUUUUCCGCAUCAGAGACUGUCACAUGAAGAGGAAAAAUGAAAAAUGAAAAAUUUUUCCUAAUGACUAAGCUUUAUUUUGUAAUAUGCUGAGGAGCUGCUGUCGACCAGGCCUCUAACCAGGACCAAAAUGAGAAGAAAACAUCAAACCAUAUACCACGUUAGCAUCGUUGCUAACCAUUAUUAUUGAAAUGGGACAAAUUUUACUACUGUAAUUUCCAGGCUAUAGAGUGCACCAUUCAAUUUAUAUUUAAAAAAAAAAGUUUUUUAUAUAUAGGCCGCACCUGUCUAUAACCUGCAGGUGUCCACGUUGCAGAAAGUUAAUGCACAGAAAGAUUUUUAUAACUUUAUGUUUUUUUUCUUCAACAAUGCUGGCUGGUUAAAGUAAUUGAUCCCUAUCUUCUGCUGCCUUCUGCGCAUAAACGACCUCACAAUUACUUCUUCACAUACUUUCUCUGUCUUUCUUUUGCUGUUUCGUUAUGUUUUUCCUCAUAGUGAAGGGAGGUGCCAUAGUCCGUGCCCUGAUGGACAGACCUUAAUUUUAAGGUGGCGACUGUUUUCGCUUUUGUUGAGUGCAGCAACUCCUGUGUGGUUUGCACAUAAGAAUAAGUGAAAGAAUCUCUUUUGGUGAGCUAGUCAUAUAUUUAAGACUGUAAGAAUAAUCUGCUUUGUCGGCUCUGUCCAUCUGAUGGGGUCAGCAAGUCAAUCACAUACGGGUGCAUUUUUUAAAAAAACUAUAAGAGCUAUACCGGUUCGGUGGCAUGAAGCUUGUAAACCAGUAAAUCCACAAAUUAGCUUCACCGUUUUUAAGCCGUUUUUAAGCUAAGAGUUCAAAUCGCGUGAAAAAAGUAGUGGAUUAUUGUCCAGAAAUUACGGUACUUAACAUAUAUAAUCACAUAAAUCUUAAAUCGUUUUUACCUCAACACAUAGUUGUUCUUAUUUUACUUGUGUCAAAUGGUUCGUAAAAAGUGAACAUUUUGUGUAAAGUAGUAAGUGUGUUAUUCUCACAAUCAUAAGGUUUUUGCAGAAACUCAAUAAAUAAGGUUGAAGGGUUUAUCAUUCAUAUCACAAUCAUUAUAUAAGCUGUAUUCCCUAACAAGUGAGGCUCUGCUGCAUCCUUUAUGCUACAAGGAAACAGUGCUUUUGUUCCUGAUAGCAAAAUAAUAAAAGUAGGACGGUGGGUUUACUUUGUUUUCAUGGGCUCUUUCAUCUAUUUUCUGCUGUCUGUAAAAUACCCAUGAAAAAGGAUUUGUGUUCCUGUUAUUUUCAACAAUUUCAUGGCGGUUCUUGAACAAAAUUAGUGUUUUUGUAAACACUUGUAGCUAUUUUGAAUGAACAUGAUUGUUUACACUUGGACCUUUUGUGAGAGAAAAACUAAAUUGUUGGUUUGCACCUCCACACAUUGCAGGUAUCUUUACUGUUUCAUACCCCUUUUAUGAGAACUUUACCAUGAUGGGACAUAAUGGAAUUAUUUCAUGUAGAGGCCUAUUCCUGUUGUAGCACUUUUCCUGUUAUAUUGAUAAUUUAGUACAUCUUCACUCAGAUGGUGCAUGAAAUCACCAGGAAGACUUGGGACCAAAGCAGAAGUAAAGCUUGGUUUUAUAUUUUUAAGUUAACAAUUUUAAACACAACAGAUAUGUAUGUCAGUAUGCUGUUAGUGAAUUAUUUAGUCCUGCAAUGCUGGUUGGCUGCACCUUUCUCUGACAUUUGUCCUUGUUACCUUUUGUUCUUGUGUUUUUAAAACAUAUUUUUAUGUGAAAAAGGUUUUUAUGAAUGUAAGAAUAUUAAUGUAGUUUAAAGGGAUGUGAACCUAUUUUUCUACUUUGUCACGUUGUAAGUAGUUUGGUACUGAAUUUCAAAAUGUUCAGCAAAGGUUUAUUAAAAUCUUCUUCAUUCAAA
Betta splendens (Siamese fighting fish) is the source of this 4525-nucleotide messenger RNA. RefSeq names its product adhesion G protein-coupled receptor E5. The transcript has 17 exons. The coding region runs from base 405 to 2618 and encodes 737 amino acids. Gene Ontology annotation, cellular component: membrane. Lineage: Eukaryota; Metazoa; Chordata; Actinopteri; Anabantiformes; Osphronemidae. The record is from RefSeq and is a predicted model, not a curated record. Gene Ontology annotation, molecular function: G protein-coupled receptor activity; calcium ion binding. Gene Ontology annotation, biological process: cell surface receptor signaling pathway; adenylate cyclase-activating G protein-coupled receptor signaling pathway.